This is a messenger RNA of Triplophysa rosa, 4720 nucleotides long. RefSeq names its product SR-related CTD-associated factor 8 (gene scaf8). The transcript is spliced from 20 exons. The record is from RefSeq and is a predicted model, not a curated record. Gene Ontology annotation, molecular function: RNA binding. The coding region runs from base 165 to 4031 and encodes 1288 amino acids. Gene Ontology annotation, cellular component: nucleus. NCBI's taxonomy places the organism in Eukaryota, Metazoa, Chordata, Actinopteri, Cypriniformes, Nemacheilidae.
GUUUCUGAUUCGGUCUGUUUGUCUGUUCACGUUGUCAGCCAUAUUAGCGCCCUCCUCCAUCUCCAACACCGUUAACUAGAAGACAUGCAUACAUCUGGUCGGCUGUAAGGACAAACUGGAUAAGCGUUUACAUCUCUUUUGAAGAACAAUCUCGAAACUACAAAAUGGAGGCAGUUAAGGCGUUUAACGGCGAGUUGUACUCGUUGAAUGAAUACAAGCCACCAAUCUCCAAAGCAAAGAUGACCCAGAUAACAAAAUCAGCAAUUAAAGCGAUAAAGUUCUACAAACAUGUUGUCCAGAGUGUGGAAAAAUUUGUUCAAAAGUGCAAGCCUGAGUACAAGGUCCCUGGUCUGUAUGUCAUGGAUUCAAUUGUGCGACAGUCUCGUCACCAGUUCGGUCAAGAGAAAGAUGUUUUUGCACCACGGUUUAGUAAGAACAUCAUUAGCACAUUCCAGAAUCUCUACCGCUGCCCCACUGAUGACAAGAGCAAAAUUGUCAGAGUGCUAAAUCUUUGGCAGAAGAACAGUGUCUUCAAAAGUGACAUCAUUCAGCCUUUGCUGGAUAUGGCAGCAGGGCUCCCUCCCCCCAGUGUUACGCCUGUCUCUGCCAGCAGUGCUGUACCCAUCAACAGCACUACCCCUGGAACUCCUGCUACUCCAGCCACCCCAGCCAACAUAGUGCCGAGUCUCCCAGACUGGGCAUCUCAAAUCUCCAACACAGACACAGUGGCUGCCGUAGCCCAAAUCUUACAGAGUCCUCAGGGCCAGCAGUUGCAGCAGCUAGUGCAGAGCUUGCAGAUGCAGCAGCAGAAGCCUCAACCCUCUCUGCUGCAGGCACUGGAUGCAGGUCUCGUGGUGCAGCUGCAGGCCCUAACUGCACAGCUUACUGCUGCUGCUGCUUCAGCCAACACACUUAACCCACUGGAUCAAAGGGUCUCCUCUUUUAACAAGAAGAUUUUGGGUCAGUUCGAUUUUGGCAGUGAGUCAGAGCGCAGCGAGGAUUCUAAAAAGGAUGCUGCAUCUCAAUUACCUGUGGUGUCUGAAUCAAUCAACAGCUCAAUAUUCCAUCAGCUGGCUGAACAGCUUCAGCAGCAGAAUCUUGAGCAAUUCCAGAAGCAACUGCUGGAGCACCAGCAGCAUCAACAGAAGUCCAUGAACAUGGAGAGUCAGGACACCAUCUUUGGGUCAGAAAAUUCUGCCCCUCCGGGCCAGAGCAGUGCCCCUUCUCAGCUCCCAGAACCAGAAGCAAAAUUGGAUGACUCUAUUGAUAACCAACAACAGGAUAUGGAUAUUGAUGAAGGACAGGAUACGGUAGAAGAGGAACUUUUUGAGUCUGAGGAGAAAAAAACCAACAGCACUCGUUCAAGAACACGCUCAAGAUCUCGCUCCAGGUCCCCUAAGAGAAGGAGGUCAAGGUCACGCUCUGGCUCGAGGAAGCGCAAACACAGGAAGCGCUCACGGUCUCGGUCAAGAGAUAGAAAAAGAAAGUCUUCCCGUUCUUAUUCCAGUGAGCGGCGAGCACGGGAAAGAGAAAAGGAACGUCAGAAAAAAGGGCUUCCUCCUAUCCGCUCAAAGUUUCUAAGUGUUUGCAGUACUACUCUCUGGGUGGGCCAAGUGGACAAGAAGGCCACCCAACAAGAUCUUACCAACCUUUUUGAAGAAUUCGGACAGAUUGAAUCUAUUAAUAUGAUUCCUCCCAGAGGCUGUGCUUACAUCUGUAUGGUGCAUCGACAGGAUGCAUACCGUGCCUUACAAAAACUGGGCACUGGUUCUUAUAAAAUUGGCUCAAAGGUCAUUAAAAUCGCCUGGGCACUAAAUAAAGGUGUGAAACAGGAGUAUAAACAGUUUUGGGAUGUUGACCUCGGAGUCAGUUAUAUCCCAUGGGAGAAGGUCAAACUAGAUGAUCUGGAUGACUUUGCAGAGGGAGGCAUGAUCGACCAGGAAACGGUCAACAGUGAAUGGGAGGCUCAGAAGAAUGCUGAGGCAGCCAAAGAGAGUCAAAGUCAAUCUGUCACGGCUGAAGCCAGUGUAAACAGCAGCGCGCCCAGUGAGGCGUUUACACAGCCUGUUACCAUGAUGCCUCUGCCGAUUCCAGUGGCACAGACGGUCCCUGCUGUUGGCCUUGUGCCUCCAUCUUUCCCUGUCACAAUGGCAAUGCCCCCACCAGGCUUUGGUCACCCUCCCCCCUUUCUAAGGGCAGGAUUUGAUGCAUCACAGCCUCCCCCAGGUUUCAUGACCACACCAGGAGUUGCACCAUCAGCUGUUGGAACCAGUCUUGGCUCUUCCCAGACAUCUUUAGUGCAGCCUUCAAUAGCAGCAACUCAAGAGAGCAGCAAGGAUUCUCUAUUUGGAUCCAUGAUUCCUCCCACAAGCACUAUUCCUGGGAGUUUUAUUCCACCAGCAAUGCCUGGGGCAGGAGUGUUUAACCCCGUGGGAACGCAGUCACAGCAUAGCAGCUCUGACAAAACACCUCAAGCAGCUGAAGAGACUACUUCUGAAAUAACACUACAGGGAAUGCAGAAUGCAGUGCGCAGUGGGAUGGGCUUGCUGGGCUUGCACCCCUCUGCAUCUUUAACUCAUCCUCUCUCUGGCCAACGUAUGGCAGGUCUGAUUCCUCUGGACCUUCGGCCCACUCUGCUUCAUGGAGCUGGAGGGCGCUUCCCAGUCCUGAUGCAGCAGGGUUUAGCACAUCAGGCAAACAAUAUCCUGGAUGCAUCACUUCACGCCCAAACCCGUGCCCGGGCUCCCUUCUCCCAAAUGGAGCAGUUUAGCCGUGCAGAGCCUACUUUUGCAAGAGCACCUAACCCUUCAUCCACUGGAUCUGAAAGUCUGCCCAAAGUCAAUAAUGAGACCCAGCCCAGGCCAGAUGUAAGUGGCCAACAAGAAGGAGAUCAGGAUUAUCGCUUUCCACCACCAGAGAAGCAGAGCACGGGGUUACUAAAGACUCCGCCUUUGGAGAUGCGUACCGAUCCCAUCCCUGCCAGACCACCUCUACUUGAGAGACCUCCACGAGUAAUUUUACAAGCAGACGGCCGAGAAAGUAGAAGAGAAAUGUCUGGGGGGUUUAGAGCGGAAAGUCGUUGGGGUCCACCCAGGGGUGACUUUGAUGAGCGAGACAUUAGAGGGAUGUCUGGGGCUCUGAAAGGUUUCCAAGACGAACGCUCCAACCCUAACUUUCAGAGUCGUUUUGAAAACCGCAGUGGUUCAUCGGGACCUAAUUGGAAUCGUGGAGCUGGAGCUUCUUUUAAUGCCAACAUGCACCAGGACUAUGAUGAUCGUCGCAGACCUUGGGAAAGGCAGAAGGACCGUGAUGACAGGGACAUGGACUUCCGGGGUGAAAUGAACAGUAAUCGUCAUAGUCGGGAGCGAGACCGUGAACGUGAGAGAGACAGGAACCAGGUCCGUGAACAUGCCCGAGAGCGGAAUCGUGAGAGAGAGCGAGAAAGGGACCGUGAGAGGGAAAGUGAAAAAGACAAAGAGCGGGACCGUUGGACCACUUCACAAUCUCACAGUCAACCUCUACUACCCCACCCUCAGCUUCCUAAGUCCCAACUGCUACUCUCCACCCCAGUGCUUAACCAGCCUAAAUCCCAAGGACAAGCGCGAGCCGGCUCACCAUCUCUGCCAAUGUCGCAACACCAGCCUCAGCCAGGACAGCAACCAACAGAACCAGAGGUUGUACUGCAAUCAGAGGGAAAGGCAGAGACACAGCCCAAAUCUCCUAGUCGUCCUGAAGAGACAACAAGCAGCCAGGAACAGGAGGAAGCCUCCUGCAUCCAUGGACCGGAGACAGACUCAAAGCCCCACUUAAACAUGGAACCUAUGUCGCAGACUACAACAGAGAUCUCUCGUAGCCCCUCACCCUCCCUUACCUCAACACCCCCCUGCCAUCCAAACGAGCCUCAAAAAGAAGAGAUGAUCCCAGAAAUGUCUGUUUCCUCUACUGUGGUUGCAGACAUGGAACAGGCUGGGCCAAAGGUGGACGCUGAGACUGAACCUGAGCUAGAGAAAACUGACACUGAAGAAACAUAAUCAACACUCAGUAGGUAAAGAUCAUUUUGUAUAGUUGUAAUUAUUUCGAAAGCUUCCACAAGGCCCAAGCAGUUCAUUAGAUUUUUCAGGGAUCCUAACAAAAGAUUUUUACCUCUCAAGUUACAAAUGUGUGUGCGGUAAAGGGGGCUCACACUAGAGGAUCUCAAUGGUAGGUGAUGUUUUAAUGCUUUAUUUUAUUAUAUUCCCUGUUUUUAGUUUUUAAUGCAAGCCCAUUGUUUUAAACUAGUUUUUUCUCUACAAAAUAUUAUGCAGCCUAAUUGGAAAUGCAGGGGUAAAAGAGGUUUGACCUUCCUAUGGAAGAGUUUAAGGAUCCUGGCUGUCUCCUUUUGAUUGCAGAAUACUUGAAAAAUGCACUGGCUUGUUUUGUCUUGUUUUUCAAAAUAGCAGCUGCACAGUUUAAAAUGAAUGCCUUUGUGGUGUCCAGUGCUUCUUGUCUUUCAAGCAGAAUACAUACAGUAAGAACAGUACUGCGUUUUAGUUGCUUUGAAAAGGAAGUUAAAAUAAUUCAACUUAUGUAUUAUCUCAAUAUUAAAUGUCUGUGAAUUUUCUUCAUUAUGCUACCAUGGAUCUACAAGAGCGCAAGACAGAAAAGGCUAUAAAAGAAAAAAAAAUGGAUGUUGGGUGCAAUCUGUUGUAGUUUCAAAUAAAACAUGCUUUGUUUGAUAAAA